AAAUUUAAUUGGGCCUCGAAACAAAUACCAAACAGCGGGUCUAAACCAACAAAAGAAAUGGGGCUAAAAUAUCCGAAAGAAGAUUGCGAUUUGCGAGAGAUUUUGAAGAAAUGAGGCUAAGCUUCAUUCGACCCAUUUCAUGUUGCUCUGUUUCAUCUCCAGCUACCUCACUGAAACUUCAAAAACCGCUAUUUUUAAGGCCACCCACCUUCAAAACAACCAUAUCAGACCUCAAAAAAUGGCACCUUUGGGCUAAAUCCCUAACUUCUUCUGUGGGUUCCACUUUCUUGGAACUGGACAAUGGCCCAGACUCCGAAUUGUUGCUCAGAGAGCUAAAUUGGCUUGUUGAAGAUGCAAUUCAAACACCCAAAUCGUUCUUGCAACAACCCCAAAAAAAUUACAAUGAUAAUAGCUCUGUUUCAAUUCGGGCGUCUUUGGAAGAACUAUAUAUGUUGUGGAAACAAAGGGUAGAAGAAAGAAGGCCAUUUCAGUAUGUGGUUGGUUGUGAACAUUGGAGGGAUUUGGUUUUGAGUGUUCAAGAAGGGGUUUUGAUUCCAAGGCCAGAGACUGAGCUGAUUGUGGACCUUGUGGAUGAUGCUAUUAAGGAGACUGAUGAGUUGAGGGAAGGAUUGUGGGCUGAUUUGGGGACUGGAAGUGGUGCACUUGCUAUUGGGAUUGCAAGGAUUUUGGGUAGUUCUGGUAGAGUUGUUGCUACUGAUUUAAGCCCUGUUGCUACUGCAGUUGCAUCUUAUAAUGUGCAGAGGUAUGAAUUGGAGGAAAAAGUGCAUGUAAAGCAAGGAUCUUGGUUUGAGCCUUUGAGAGAUGAUGAAGGACAAUUUGUGGGACUGGUCAGUAAUCCACCGUAUAUUCCAAGCAAAGAUAUUGGUGGACUACAAGCUGAAGUUGGUAGACAUGAACCUCAACUAGCGUUAGACGGUGGAGCAAGUGGUAUGAAUGACCUUAUCCAUCUCUGUGAUGGAGCUGUUUCAAUGUUGAAACCUGGCGGUUUCUUUGCAUUUGAGACAAAUGGUGAUGAACAGAGCAAAUUCCUAGUCCACUACAUUGAGACUAAGAAGCAAGGUAACUUCUCUAAAGUGAAGAUGGUACCAGAUUUUGCUGGCAUCCAGAGAUUUAUAACAGGAUUUAGAGGAAGAUGAACUGUGGACGUUAGCCAAAGAAAUUAUACGAGGGAACGAAUGUGGAAGAGCCAAGGGUUUGGAGGCUACAGAUUCUGUUCUCUUGGGUUUGAACAAUUCAGUUUUGAUCGUUGGACUUAUAUUAUCUCAGAUUGUCUCUGAUCUUGUGCAAAGAAUCUUUUACAGUCUCUAGUAGGCAAACUUCAGUGUACUCUGAACAAAGUGAUUAAAGGCUAGUGCAAGUUUGAAAACAAAAGAAAAACUAUUAAACUCUUUGCAAUUUAUGAAAGAAAUUAGGAUCAGAUUUUACAUCA
Messenger RNA from Solanum tuberosum (potato), 1450 nucleotides. Its product is annotated as release factor glutamine methyltransferase. The record is from RefSeq and is a predicted model, not a curated record. Gene Ontology annotation, biological process: protein methylation. NCBI's taxonomy places the organism in Eukaryota, Viridiplantae, Streptophyta, Magnoliopsida, Solanales, Solanaceae. The transcript is spliced from 3 exons. Bases 111 to 1157 code for a protein of 348 amino acids. Gene Ontology annotation, molecular function: nucleic acid binding; protein methyltransferase activity.